AUGAAGAAAGACCUGGAGGCAUUCAAGCAGACUAUCAGUUCCAAGGAUAAAGACAGGGACUCCAAGAUCAAAACCCUGGAAAACGAAAAUGCACGUCUCAAAGGCCAGGUCACACAGCUCCAGGGCACGGUCCAAAAUGCAACUAAGGAAAUCUCCUCCCUGACCAACUCGGUCACAGACCUCAAGAGAGAAAAGGCCGACCAGAACAAGGUCGCUUCUUUGGAGCAGCAGGUGAAUUCUAACUCCAAUGCUCUUAAAAAUGCUCUUUCCAUUUCAACCGUUGUUACCAAGCUUCAAUCCGAGAUGAAGGAGUCGAAGUCGAUAUGGGACGAUGUGAAACGUCUCAGAAAGGAUAUGAAUACUACCACGGAUCCGCGAAAGAGGAUAUUCCCUACUCCGGCCGUUGACGCGAACGCGAACGGACGUGUCGAGGUGCUUCAGAAGAGCGUAGAUGCACUAACACAGCGCAUCGAGAAUCAACCAGCUCCCUCGAACUUCUCGAACUUACAAAAAGAUUUCGAGAAGAUGAAAAAGGAUUCCGAGAAGCUGAAAGAGGAAUUCAAAAAGGCCAAAGACGAGAGUAGCAAGGUGCUCGACCGUCACGAGAAGGAGAUCGAACGUCAUGACGAAUGCAUUGAUAGGCAUGAACGCGAUCUUAGGGCUGAUAACAAUCGCAUAAAUGAGGUCAACCAGGACCUCAGCAACCUCCGCGAUGACUUGACCAAACUCAACAAGAAGGUGAGAGAAAUCGACCUCGACCUUGAAGAUCUAGAAUGGGAAGUCAAGAAACUUCCCAGGGCUAACUUCGACGCUUCUGAAAAGAUGGAAGGAGAAGUCAAGAACAAACAGGCCGAAUUCGCGAAAAUCCGAGACACGGUACUCCGUCACGAUGAAGAUAUCAAGUCGCUUAAUGCCAAAGUGGCAAAGAUACCCGAGAAAUCCAUGCCGGAUAAUAGCGCGGCAUUGUCAGUCAGACUAGAUCAUGUGGAAGCCAAGCAGGACACCCAGCAGAACUCCAUCAACACGGCAGCACAAAAAAUCAAGACUCUGGAAAAGGAUACCAAGAAUCACAAAAACACUAUGGACGAUAUCAAGCGCAAGUCUGAUCAGAAGCACACCUCCUUGUCUAAAGUGGUUGACGGGCUCCAAAAACGGGUUAACACCAUAGAUGAUGAACAGUCUGCUCUGCAAGAAAAGGUUGACAGUAUUGACACUACACUCGAAAGGGCAGCAGACACGGAAGGCCUGCAACGCGACGUGGCUUUGCUCAAAUCUAACCAUGAAGCCCACACAGCAUCCAUCAAGAACCUUGAUCGGAUCUUGCACGGUGCUGAGGUGAUGACUAACUCGGAGAGUGCUAGCUUAGUUCAGCAGCUGAUCGACUUGAAGAGCACUGUCCAUGCUAUGGGACAGUCAUACGAAAAUCAGCCAAGAAGCAAUUCCGCACCUGCACAACAGUCCGGUUCUGCUCAGCAGACUUCUUCCCCACGUCUUGGCGUGUUAGAAAAGCGCGUCACGCAGGUCGAACGAGAUCAUGCUAGCAUGAAGAAGGACAUCGGUGCAUUGAGGAUAGAUAUCGACGGCUUUGAGGAGGCGGUAGCUCAGCAGUCUGAACUCAUCGAGGAGGAUGUCAAGCAGCGAGUUAGGCAUGAAGUCGCAACGGCCAUGUCUUCAGCUCAUCAACCGGCACCACAAACACCCGAGAACGUCAAACACAUGAUCGAGGAGUCUACAGGCAGAAUCAGGAAUGAAAUGCAGGAACUGCGCCAAGACGUGGCAAGGAGAUCAGCCACUCCAAGGGUUCAAGAGGUUGAAGAUGCCAUCUACUCGAGGUUGGAACAAUCGGCUUCCAGAGUCGUAGACAACAAGCUCGACGACUUGAACAAGAAGCUUGACGGCUCGUACGAGAGGUAUAAUCUCCUCAGCGACCAUCUCGCGGCACUAUCGAAACUGCUCGAACAAAGAUGCCCGCCUGGGUACUCAGACAUACUAGCGGACCUCGUCAUGUUCAGCGAGACGCAGGGAAGGCCGUCGAACUUUUUCUGGGCAACUAUAACCGCCAUACGUGACCUGCAAAGUCGAUUCGAUAACUUGCAGACUCGGGAGCUUGCUGUGUGCAUACUGAAUGGACUGAUGCCACACAUCAACCAAAAGCUCGUCCAGCCGCUCAGCCAAACGCUGCUGGAGCCCAUUCGUAAUUCCAUUGCUGCAAACAUUGGCAACGAAUUCAAGGGAGACGUUAAAGACGUGAGGGCGAACGUCGAACUGGUCAAACGCAAGAUCAGGGACAUUGAGAGCUCCAGCAAACAGAAGUUUGACGAUCUCGACCGCAGGGUCAACACGCAGACUCCAGCAAGCGACACAGCAGUCCAGGACGAACUCAGGAGGCUGUCGCAGGAGUCCCACCGCUCCUGCGCAGUCAUCAACGAACGGAUCGACAAAGAAAUACGCACGGCGACCGACGGCAUCAGGAACCUCUGGACCACCGUCAACGCCCUCAGCGCGGAUUACGAGAGGGACAAGCCCGUCAUCUGGGAGCAGCUCAGGGAGCACCGCGACAACAUCGAGCGCGCCCAGGAGGACUUUGGCGGAAUCCAGGUCUGCGUCUGUCGCCUCGCGAAGAAGGUGGAUCCGAACUUGGUGCCCCAUUCCUGGUUCGAGAUGUACGAGACUUGA
This is a messenger RNA of Lasiodiplodia theobromae, 2676 nucleotides long. Its product is annotated as Peptidase m23. NCBI's taxonomy places the organism in Eukaryota, Fungi, Ascomycota, Dothideomycetes, Botryosphaeriales, Botryosphaeriaceae. The record is from RefSeq and is a predicted model, not a curated record. The transcript has 2 exons. Bases 1 to 2676 code for a protein of 891 amino acids.